CUGCUGAUAACAGGCCGCACAGACGCGCGCAGGCGCAGGCACAGGCACGGUCACAUGACUAGCAGCGUCUUGGACUGAUCGGAUACACUGACUCGAUAACCAUGCCAACCACGCAGCAGUCUCCUCAGGAUGAACAGGAAAAGCUUCUGGAUGAAGCUGUGCAAGCUGUCAAGGUCCAGUCAUUCCAGAUGAAGCGAUGCCUGGACAAGAACAAGUUGAUGGAUGCACUGAAACAUGCUUCCAACAUGCUGGGAGAGCUGAGGACCUCCAUGCUUUCUCCAAAGAGUUACUAUGAGCUCUACAUGGCUAUAUCUGAUGAACUCCACUAUCUGGAGGUUUAUUUGACUGAUGAGUUCGCCAAGGGCCGCAAGGUGGCAGACCUGUAUGAACUGGUCCAGUACGCCGGCAACAUCAUCCCCAGACUCUAUCUUCUGAUUACAGUGGGUGUGGUGUACGUUCGCUCCUUCCCUCAGUCUCGCAAGGACAUUCUGAAGGACUUGGUUGAGAUGUGUCGAGGUGUUCAGCACCCACUCAGAGGUCUCUUCCUCAGGAAUUAUCUGCUGCAGUGCACGCGCAAUAUACUUCCUGAUGACGGAGAGCAGCCCGAUGGAACAGAGGAGAUGACUGGAGACAUUAAUGACUCCAUUGACUUUGUUCUUCUAAACUUUGCGGAAAUGAACAAAUUAUGGGUUCGAAUGCAGCAUCAAGGUCACAGCAGAGACCGAGAGAAGAGAGAAAAGGAACGACAAGAAUUGAGGAUUCUAGUGGGCACCAAUCUAGUUCGCCUCAGCCAGCUGGAGGGCGUCAACGUGGACAAGUACAAACAGGUAGUUCUUCCUGGAGUGCUGGAGCAGGUUGUGAACUGCAGAGACUCAUUGGCCCAGGAAUAUCUAAUGGAGUGCAUUAUUCAGGUUUUCCCAGAUGAGUUCCAUCUACAAACCUUGAACCCCUUUCUGCGUUCCUGUGCAGAGCUUCAUCAACACGUCAACGUCAAGAACAUCAUCAUUGCUCUCAUUGACAGGCUUGCUCUGUUUGCUCAUCGAGAAGACGGCCCGGGGAUCCCAGCGGAGAUCAAGCUGUUCGACAUCUUCUCUCAGCAAGUGGCCACUGUCAUCCAAUCUCGUCAGGACAUGCCGUCAGAGGACGUGGUCUCUCUUCAGGUGUCUCUCAUCAACUUAGCGAUGAAAUGCUACCCCGACCGGGUGGACUACGUAGACAAGGUCCUGGAGAGCACGGUGGAAAUCUUCAACAAGCUCAACCUGGAGCACAUAGCAACCAGCAGUGCUGUGUCUAAAGAGCUUACCCGACUUUUGAAGAUCCCCGUGGAUACGUACAACAAUAUCCUGAUGGUGCUGCAGCUCAAACACUUCCCCCCGCUCUUUGAAUACUUUGACUACGAGUCCCGCAAGAGCAUGAGCUGCUACGUGCUGAGCAACACGCUGGACUGCAACACCACCAUCGUGGCCCAGGAACAGGUGGACACCAUCUUGAACUUGGUGUCGACACUGAUCCAGGACCAGCCGGACCAGCCGGCCGACGACCCCGACCCGGAGGACUUUGCUGAGGAGCAAAGCCUUGUGGGUCGAUUCAUCCACCUGUUCCACUCCGACGACCCCGACCAGCAGUAUCUGAUUCUCAACACGGCCCGGAAACACUUUGGUGCCGGUGGAAACCAGAGGAUCCGCUACACUCUGCCCCCUCUGGUGUUCGCUGCGUACCAGCUGGCCUUCAGAUACAAGAAGAACUCCUCAGCAGAUGACAAGUGGGAAAAGAAGUGCCAGAAGAUCUUUUCAUUUGCCCACCAGACCAUUAGUGCUCUUAUCAAGGCCGAGCUUUCUGAGCUGCCGCUCCGUCUCUUCCUGCAAGGAGCGCUGGCUGCAGGAGAGAUUGGGUUUGAGAACCAUGAAACUGUAGCUUACGAAUUCAUGUCUCAGGCCUUCUCUCUUUAUGAAGAUGAGAUCAGUGACUCCAAAGCCCAGCUGGCAGCCAUCACGUUGAUCAUCGGCACGUUUGAGCGGAUGAGAUGUUUCAGCGAGGAAAACCACGAGCCCCUGAGGACUCAGUGUGCCCUGGCUGCAUCCAAACUCCUGAAGAAACCGGACCAGUGUAGAGCUGUGAGCACGUGUGCCCACCUCUUCUGGUCGGGCCGCAGCACCGACAAAAAUGGAGAAGAGAUCCGUGAUGGGAAGCGGGUGAUGGAGUGUCUAAAGAAAGCCCUGAAGAUCGCCAACCAGUGCAUGGACUCGUCUCUGCAGGUCCAGCUGUUCAUCGAGAUCCUGAACAGAUACAUCUGCUUCUAUGAGAGAGAAAAUGAUGCGGUGACGGUCCAGGUGUUAAACCAGCUGAUCCAGAAGAUCAGGGAGGAUCUUCCCAACCUGGAAGCAAGUGAAGAAACUGAACAGAUCAACAAACAUUUCCACAACACACUGGAGCAUCUGCGUCUGCAGAGAGAGUCCCCCGAGUCCGAGGGCCCCGUCUACGAGGGCCUGGUCCUUUAAAACUACAGUCUGGUUGAAAGUUUGUCCUCCCUUAAGUGUUUCAUUCUAUCACAACGUACUACUGCACACUCACCACAUCACAAGUAUCUUCUUUAGACCAGAGGUUAACAUAAGUGUCAAGAUGAGCUCAAAGAACCCACUCCUUCCUUUUGUGCUUUAUUUCUAUGCAUAAUUUCCUAAAUACAAUACUUAUUUUAGUUUUUUUCCUGCAGAUGGUUGGACGUGUACAGAAACCUGUGAUGUUAGUUGAGGCAGCAAUUAGGGACCAUCCCACACUCACAUCUAGCUAGUUUAUGGAGACGGUGGAUCACUGAGCCAUUAGAACCCGGUCCCAUCUGUCCUAUUGAUAAACUCAUCAGCUGAUCGUGUAUAUAGGCCACAAAAUCCAAUGACUGUCUUGAAGCAUUUUCAGAAUCAUCCUAGUUUCCAAAAAAAGAAUCAACUCUAACGUUGCUUUUCUUCAGGAUUGCUUUGUGGAAUUUUAAACAUGUUAUAGGAAAUCAUACUUAAAGAGAGAUGAAAUGUCAACUUUGGGAACCGGGGAUCACGUUGAGACGGUCUUUUCCUGUAAAGUCUGGUGAAUAUUGUAAAACAUCUUUUCAUUUUCUUAUACUGAGUACUGAAACACAAAACAGUUGAGUCAUAAUAGAGCAGCAUUUAUGUGAUAUCUGCAAAUAUUUAUGCCAGCCCUUAUGUGAUUUGGAGAAAUGACAAAUAACUGCAUAAAUCUAAUAUUUAACUGCAUAAUCUAAGUAAUUUUCAUCAAAGUUUUCCAUGUUUUAAGGAAUGGCCUCCUGCCCAGCUCCUGCAGCGCUCCCAUUGACUCUUGACCUUAUCUGGUUUCUUGUUUCUUGUCACAUCCACACGGUGACGACUCUUUUCUUCUUCUAUUCUUUCCCAAUGAGUGUAACAAAAGGCCAACUUUUGAGUUUACUCAGUGCUAACGACAAUGUUCUGUUUUUGUUUGUUUACGUCUAGUUUUUUAAUCACGCUGUCCAAGACUGUUGGUUUUGUGGGUGAACAUUGUGGAGGAAUCCAGCGGUUCUGUAAUCUGUUGCUGUGCAGAGGAUUCACCAGAGUUCUGAGUUGUGUGCUGAAUAUUUGGAGGUGUUUUUGGUUUCUUGGUUCUGGUCUGUUGGACGCUGUAUUUACAUGUUUUUUUGCUUUUAAAUGUGUUUAAACCCCCUUGUAAAUCAGAUAAAUAAAAUUGCAGAUUAAAUGGAAAUUGUCAUUUACCAAAAAUAAAAUUGAAAUUAACAAA
Cololabis saira (Pacific saury) is the source of this 3759-nucleotide messenger RNA. It is a transcript of the gene vps35, whose product is annotated as VPS35 retromer complex component. Gene Ontology annotation, cellular component: retromer complex; late endosome; retromer, cargo-selective complex. The coding region runs from base 102 to 2498 and encodes 798 amino acids. NCBI's taxonomy places the organism in Eukaryota, Metazoa, Chordata, Actinopteri, Beloniformes, Belonidae. The transcript has 17 exons. Gene Ontology annotation, biological process: retrograde transport, endosome to Golgi; intracellular protein transport. The record is from RefSeq and is a predicted model, not a curated record.